This is a messenger RNA of Lasiodiplodia theobromae, 1401 nucleotides long. RefSeq names its product Arginine biosynthesis bifunctional protein. Gene Ontology annotation, biological process: L-arginine biosynthetic process; L-ornithine biosynthetic process. The record is from RefSeq and is a predicted model, not a curated record. The transcript is spliced from 3 exons. The coding region runs from base 1 to 1401 and encodes 466 amino acids. NCBI's taxonomy places the organism in Eukaryota, Fungi, Ascomycota, Dothideomycetes, Botryosphaeriales, Botryosphaeriaceae. Gene Ontology annotation, molecular function: L-glutamate N-acetyltransferase activity, acting on acetyl-CoA as donor; L-glutamate N-acetyltransferase activity, acting on acetyl-L-ornithine as donor. Gene Ontology annotation, cellular component: mitochondrial matrix.
AUGCGCGAAUUGGCCGUCAACAUGGCUUCCUCGCGGCCGUCAACCCUCCAGCGCUUCAUGCCUGCCAUGAAGAACUUCGUGCGCAACUACUCUGCCCCCGGCGAGGGCUCAAUCCCCCCGGCCAAGCAGAAGUACAUUCCUACAUCUGGCACCUAUCCGAAGGGUUUCCUCGCUUCCAGCGCCCAUGUCGGUGUCAAGGCUUCGAACACCCGUUUCGAUGACCUUUGCCUGAUCGCAUCCGAGACGCCUUGUUCCGGUGCCGCUGUCUUCACCACCAACAAGUUCCAGGCUGCACCGGUGACUGUCAGCAGGGAUAUGCUUAAGGCGCGGAGUGGUGCAGGAAUUCGGUCCGUGGUUGUGAACUCGGGUUGCGCCAAUGCUGUCACUGGCAAGGGCGGUAUCGAGGAUGCAGUUGCCAUGGGUCAGAAGGCAGACGAGUGUUUUGGCGGCGAAAGCGAUGGCAAAGGUAGCCGGAGCAUUGUCAUGAGCACUGGUGUCAUUGGCCAGAGGCUUCCUAUCCAGAAGAUCCUCGAUAAGAUUCCGACGGCCCACCAAGGUCUGGGCAAUGACCACGCCAACUGGCUCAAGGCUGCUCGCGCUAUAUGCACCACCGAUACUUUCCCCAAGCUUCUCUCCCGGCAAUUCACUCUCCCCAGCUCCCCGAACACCACGUACUCGAUCGUCGGCAUGACCAAGGGCGCUGGCAUGAUCCACCCCAACAUGGCUACUCUUCUCGGAAUCAUCUGCACUGACGCCCCCAUUGCUCCUUCGGCCCUGCAGCCUCUUUUGACUGCCGCUGUUACCAAGAGCUUCAACUCGAUUUCCAUCGACGGCGACACGAGCACUAACGACACUGUUGCAAUCCUGGCUAACGGCGCGGCUGGCGGCUCUGAAAUCAGCUCCGCUUCCAGCACUGGCUAUGCCGAGUUCGAGAAGAUCCUGACCGAUUUUGCUGCCGACUUGUCCCAGCUUGUCGUCCGUGACGGCGAGGGAGCUACUAAGUUUGUCACGAUUCGGGUUACCAACGCUGCCACCUACGCGGACGCGAAGAAGGUUGCAUCCACCAUUGCUCGCUCUCCUCUGGUCAAGACUGCUCUGUACGGCAAGGACGCUAACUGGGGCCGCAUUCUGUGCGCUACCGGCUACGCUGAGGGCGUUGAAAGUGUCGUCCCCACCCAGACCAGCGUCAGCUUUAUCCCUACUGAUGGCUCUGAGGAACUCAAGCUGCUUGUCAAGGGCGAGCCUGAGAAGGUUGAUGAGGCUCGUGCGGCUCAGAUCCUCGAGGCUGAGGACCUGGAGAUUUUGGUCAGGUUGAGCGAGACGCCUGGCGAGGAGGCCGUGUACUGGACUUGCGAUUUCAGCCACGAGUAUGUCACCAUCAACGGCGACUACAGGACGUAG